This is a messenger RNA of Macrosiphum euphorbiae (potato aphid), 1203 nucleotides long. NCBI's taxonomy places the organism in Eukaryota, Metazoa, Arthropoda, Insecta, Hemiptera, Aphididae. The record is from the annotation of a GenBank genome assembly.
AUGAAGGAAAUAAAAUAUAAAUGCUUAGUAUGUUCUUCAUUGUUUGACAGCCAAUUACUUUAUAGUAAACACGCUUGUGAAAAACAUAUGAUGAAGCUAACUACAUUAAUUUUAAAUACGGAAAGAGCAAAAAAAUAUUCUUGUCCAGAUACUGCCAACAUCUCAAAACUUCACAUAUCGACCUUCAAAAAAAAUAAGAAACUGAAGUCUUCUAUGUACAUAGAGGAUAAUCAAAAGGAUAACAAAAAAGGUACUGUAGAUGCAGGUAUGAUUUUCAAGUACAAUGCCCCUGAAAAAUCUACAGAACAUGUGGAAGAAAUUAAUAACUCUUCAGAAGCGAAUACUGCAGCUGCUAAUAUAUUAAGUCCGGUACAAGAAAUGAAGAUAUAUCACAUUAAAGGCGUAUUUUGUUCCAUGUGUUAUAAAAGUGAAUUAAAUUAUGUUAAUGAACUUGGCGAAGAAAAUAAGAGGCUAACUAAAUCAAUUUCAAAUACGGAAAGAGAAAUAAAAAAUUCUUGUCCAGAUACUGCCAACAUCUCAAAAUUUCACAUAACGUCCCUCAAAGAAAAUCAGGAAGCGGAGUCUCCUAUGCACAUAGAAGUUGAUCAACAGGAAGAAACUGAUAACUCUUCAAAAGCGAAUACAGUAAAACAAUCUAAAUCUAUCAAUAGCCAUGAUCUUACCAAAGAAGAAGAACAACAACAACAACAAGGGGCUAAAAGAAUGAAAAUAUUUGAAUGUAGUACACAUGUUCAAUUACAGAAGCCAACAACUCAUUUAAAUAAAAAAAAACUGGGAAACCAUAUUGUUACUCAAACUGCAGUUGCCAAAAUAGUACCUCCGAAGAAGAAAUUGUACUUUAACUGCCAAAUAUGUUCGAAAAUUUAUGACAUGCGAACAUUUGAUCUUGAACAGCUAUAUAAAAAAACUAAGAUACUAUCGACAUUUAUUUCAAAUAAAGAAAGUGAAAUAAACAUGUCAUGUCCACAUACCUCUAACUUACCAAUAUUUCACUCCCCCCAACAAAGUCCAGGUGAUAAUCAACAGGACAAAAAAGGUCUAUCUGCUGAUAGCAAGCAAGGGGAAGAAAUGUAUACAUUUUCAGAAGCGAAUACUGCAGCUGCUAAUAUAUUAAAUCCGGGACCAGAAAUUAAGAAACCUGUUAUUAAGGGCCUAGUAUGUUCCAAAUGUUAUGACGGCUGA